Messenger RNA from Chaetomium globosum CBS 148.51, 846 nucleotides. RefSeq lists its product as uncharacterized. The coding region runs from base 1 to 846 and encodes 281 amino acids. NCBI's taxonomy places the organism in Eukaryota, Fungi, Ascomycota, Sordariomycetes, Sordariales, Chaetomiaceae. The record is from RefSeq and is a predicted model, not a curated record. The transcript has 2 exons.
AUGGAACGCAAGCCCAGACAAUCCUGGACAAGCCCGAACAGGGCAGACGCUCCCUUGCUUUCCCCUCAAAUCCAGGCCCAAAAUGGCAGGGACCAACCCCUCAUUGGGGCUGGGCCCCCACGAACGCCACGGCGUUCUCCCGCGGUCCAAUUGCGUCUUGUCACAGCUUCUCAUCCCGAAUCGAUCGCCAUGACCAGAACCUUGGACCCCUGUUGGAAUGCGGAAGCGAGAUCAAAGCGAGAUCACGCGCUCAGCCGGCUUGGAGUCGCUGCAAUCAAGGUGUUCGUCUCGAGCCAAGCUGCAAAGCAAGGCGGAAAGGGUUCAACCGACCGUUCAGCUGAGAGAAGGUGCGUCAGUCUUGCAGCCGAUUGUCUGGCUGUCUGGCUGUCUGCCUGCGGAACAAACACACAAUCGUCAAGUAACACAACCAUUGCCAUUGCCUAUUGGGCACGUCGUGUUGUGUUUCGUGUCAAAGCGGAGCUUGUGGGCAACCAGAUUCCAGCCGAUUUCCGCUGCCGUCAUUAUUUUCUCGGGUGCUGGACCCGAGACAAGGAUAUCGUUGUUACACGCCGUGUAACACCACUCGGCUCUCCGAACCACCAGUUAUCAUGGGCGACAGAGAUCGACAUGCAUGCCACAACAACCCGCUUUGCGGGCAGACGACUUGCCUCUCCCUCAACCUCUCCCUCAACUCACCCACGAACCCCUCCCGGCCGAAACACCCCCAUGUUUCUCUCCUCGCCGGUCAGCUCCGGUCCAGCAGCAGCCCCAUACAUUCCGCCGCCUCCGUCUGCAGCAUUUCAGCCGGACACGGUUCCUGAGGCCUGGAUAAACGGUAUUGACUAG